GGAUGGGGACGGGAUGGCGACGCGUGUCCCUGCUCCACCGUGUCACCCCCAUUGCAGCUGUCAGUGGUGGAGUACGACCCCGGCACGCACGACCUGAAGACGCUCUCGCUGCACUACUUUGAGGAGCCGGAGCUGCGGGACGGCUUCGUGCAGAACGUGCACAUCCCCAAAGUACGGGUGGACCCCGACGGGCGCUGCGCCGUGAUGCUCAUCUACGGCACGCGUCUGGUGGUGCUGCCCUUCCGCAGAGACUCGCUGGCCGACGAGCACGAGGGCCUGGUGGGAGAGGGGCAGAAGUCGAGCUUCCUGCCCAGCUACAUCAUCGACGUGCGGGAGCUGGACGAGAAGCUGCUCAACAUCAUCGACAUGCAGUUCCUGUGCGGUUACUACGAGCCCACCCUCCUCAUCCUCUUCGAGCCCAACCAGACGUGGCCGGGGUAAGGAAACGC
Messenger RNA from Meleagris gallopavo (turkey), 449 nucleotides. The record is from RefSeq and is a predicted model, not a curated record. NCBI's taxonomy places the organism in Eukaryota, Metazoa, Chordata, Aves, Galliformes, Phasianidae.